Naumovozyma dairenensis CBS 421 is the source of this 1896-nucleotide messenger RNA. RefSeq names its product Aim9p (gene AIM9). The transcript has a single exon. Lineage: Eukaryota; Fungi; Ascomycota; Saccharomycetes; Saccharomycetales; Saccharomycetaceae. The record is from RefSeq and is a predicted model, not a curated record. Gene Ontology annotation, cellular component: mitochondrion. Bases 1 to 1896 code for a protein of 631 amino acids.
AUGCUAAGAACAACAGUUGGAAUAAGGAAUAGCUCCUUAAAACUGUGCCUCCAAAAGGGUCAGUUGCUCAAGAUUAGUAGUCAACUCAAGGUCAGUCAUUAUCUUAACACUACAAUAUCUAAGAGGCACAUUAGUGAUACCCCGGAGCAAGCAUUUACCAAGUUAACUGAUGAGAACGAUCCCAAGAGAGAUCAAUUUUUCAAAUACACUUGGGGCUCAUGGUUAAAGAAUGACAAAUUAGAGAAGGAAAAAAGAACUACCAGAUUUUCCAUUGAAGGUUUAAAUGACGUAUUAAAUUCACUCUACAAACAAAUGCCAGAGAAUGCUUCUAAUGCAAAUGUUGGCUCAACAAUUCCAUUACCUUCCCAUAAUAAGAAUAAUACAGUAUCGCUGACGCACAAUAUUUUAGCAAAAAAUAUUGGUUCAAUCCCACCGAAUUCUAAUAUGCAUAUCACUAGAUUAUCAAGUAUUCACGAAGGGAAGCAUCAUCGUUUAUAUAAAAUUGAUACCAACCUUGAAAAAUCAUUUGCUUUAAGAAUCCCUUAUCCAUUAGAUGACGCCACAACAAUGAAGAUGAGAAUUCAAAGUGAGGUUGCAACUAUGGAUUUCGCUUCAUCAAAACUAAAAAUUAAUGUUCCAAAAAUUUUCUCUUUUGCUGCUGAUUCAAUCAAUCCAUUAGGGCAACCUUUUAUCCUACAAGAAUACAUCGACGGUCAACUAUUAAUGAGACAAUGGGAUCCGUUAAGCUCCGAUGAAAAUAAAGGGAAAUUACAAUCUGUUAUUGAUGCCGUCUCUGAUAUCCAAAAAAAAUUGAAUUCUAUCACUUUCUCUCAUUCAGGUUCUAUAUAUUUCCAGAAUGUUAUUGAUUCGGACCCGUUAAUCAAAUCCCAUGACUUGGAAGGUAGAUGGUGCAUUGGCCCUUCCGUUGAAAGAACCCUUUGGAGGAAGAAAUCUGCUUUGAAGAGAAACCAAAUUUUGAAACACGUUGGGCCAUGGUCUGCAGAAUCUCCUGUUACCGAUAUCAUCAAAGAUACCGCAGAACUUGAGUUAGCUAACGUUAAAAGAAGACUUGCCCUGUUGAAAGCGAACAUUCCUCUAGGUAAGAACGAGGCAAAGGUUAGUGAAAACUUAUUAAAUGAGCAGUCCCGGUCGUUUGGAAAUUUAGUGACAUUAGCUCCAUUUUUAUUCAACUCUAAACUCUCUAAGAUUCCAAACUUGACUGCAUUAUUGAAACCACGUUUAUUCCAUCCUGAUUUAGAUCCAAUGAACAUUAUCCUCAAGAAAAACGAUAACGGAGUUGAAGAACCAUAUUUGUUGGAUUUCGAGAAUUGCUCAAUCAAACCAUUCAUUUUACAAAAUUCUCCGCAAUUUAUCAGAUACGAUGGGCCCAAAAUUUAUGACUUAGAAAAGGAUUCAGAAGAAUACAAGAAACUAUCAGAUACAGAAAAACAACAAUAUGAAUUUAUUUACAAAAGAACUAGAAACGAAUACAUGUGGGAAAAUUCUUUGAAUGAAAGAUCGCCCCAACUGAUUACCUCAAUGGCACCACCAAUUAAAUUGUUGAGAGGUCCAUAUGUAGCAACAUUAGAAAGAAAGACUGAUGAAGAAUUCUUGAUCAUUGAUGAAACUAUGAUUCAAUUAAAGAAUUUCUGGAAGACGUUCCAUGAAAACGGUUUAGUGAUUAAUAAGGAGUUUCCAUUAGAAGAACAAUUUUCUGAAGAGAUGAUUGAAAAACAUAACCAAGCUCUGAAAGAGUUCCAUCAAAAAUUGAUUACUACUCCAUUUGCUGCCACACAGGGUUGGAUUCCUCAAGAUAUGUUUAACAACUUACUAGAAAAUGGCAUUAUCGUAAAAGACGCUGAUGGGAACUAUUCUAUUAGCGAAAGCAAGAUCUAA